AUGCCGACGAGCGAGGACGAUGCGCGCGCGGCCGGGGCAGCCGCCCCGGACGCGCUGGAGUCGGCCGCUGGCACUGCAAAGCAGACGGCGACAGAUGGAGGUGAAAGGCUCGUCAUGUUUUUCCCGGAGCGCACCGCGCUGACAUCUGUUGGCGACGCCAAGCAACAGGCAGUGGUCCCGCAGCCAGCCAGCCAGCCAGCCAGCCAGCCAGCCCUCCGGUGGCAGCAGCAGUCCAGCCAGCAGCAGCAGCAGCAGCAGCCGCCGCCGCCGCCCCGGAGCAUAUUGACAGCCGUGGCCGGUGCACGGCUUUUGCAGUACCUGGAGAUGCGCUUCGGCGUGGCGGCCCAGCUGUGCGCCAGCAUUGCCUUCUCGCUGCAGAUGGUGCUCUACACGGGCAUAUUGCUGUACGCGCCCGCGCUCGCCAUCCGCGCCACCACAGGACUUCUGAUGCCAUUGUAUGUGGUGGACACAAUGAGCGGCAUGCCGGGCCUCUUCAUCGCUGGCAUCUUCAGUGGUUCCCUGAGCACCGUCUCGUCGGCCGUCAACUCGCUGGCUGCCGUCACAUUGGAGGAUUACUUUAAGCCACUGUACGUGCGGUACCGGUGCCACCCGCUGGCGGAGUCGCGGUCGCCGCUUGUGGGGAAGCUGCUGGCACUGGUGUUCGGACUGCUGUUCCUGGGACUGGCCUUCAUGGCGCAGUUCCUGGGUGGCGUGCUGCAGGCCAGCCUCACGAUAUUCGGCGCCGUCGGCGGACCCGUGCUCGGCUUCUUCUCGCUCGGCAUGUUCCUGCCCCACGCCAACGAGCCGGGAGCCAUAACGGGCCUGGCCACGGGGCUCGCCUUCUCCAUGUGGGUCGGCUUCGGCGUCUCCCGGCCGGACGCAGUGAGGCUGCCCACCAGGACGGACGGCUGUGACUUCAACGUUACGGCCACACCGCCGCCGCCCACCCAGGACCCCAGCGAGUACUUCUACCUGUACCGCGUGUCGUACCUGUGGGUUGUCAUGCUGGGAUUCCUGCUGACACUCGUCGUGGGCGCCGUCGCGUCGUGGGUGGCGGGCGUCACCUGCAAGGGGGACCGCAGCUUGCCGCCGCCAGACCCCGACCUCUUCGUGCCGCCAGUCCGGAGGGUGCUGCUCGCGAGGAGAGGGCGCAGGGGCUCCAACCCGGUGCAGCUGACACGUGUGGCCGGUGACCUGUCCAAUGGUGUGGGACCAGCUGCAGACACCAAGAGCCAGGAGGAGCCGCUCAAUGGCAUAGGUGGCCACCACGUCACCCCAAUGUGAUGUCGACAGAGUACAGUGGGGACUGCUGUGAGCUGAAAGGUGCUGAUCUGCAGGUUCCCAGCCUGAGACAUUCCAGCCUUCUCUACAGAGGCUGCAACAACUUAGUCUAUUUAUUUUCUAGUUUUGUAAAAAAGGAAAAAAAAAUGUAAACACUCAGUAUUCCUCAGUUUGUAAUAGCUGUGCUUUUUAUUCUCAGUUCUCUUCUGUUCAGCUGAAUUGCUGCAAAUAAUAAAGCACUGCAAAAUCAGUUUUAUAGGUGCAUGAAGUCUCGACAGAAGCAGCCAAAGAGAGUGGGAGAGAUUAUAUGAGACAGAAAAAUGUUGCUGAAGUUAACUGGAGAUGCAAUACUGCGCAGUGUAGAAACUUUCACAAAUGUAACAUUUCAGUGGACUUAUUAAA
Messenger RNA from Schistocerca piceifrons (Central American locust), 1683 nucleotides. Its product is annotated as putative sodium-dependent multivitamin transporter. Lineage: Eukaryota; Metazoa; Arthropoda; Insecta; Orthoptera; Acrididae. Gene Ontology annotation, molecular function: symporter activity. Gene Ontology annotation, cellular component: membrane. The coding region runs from base 1 to 1284 and encodes 427 amino acids. The transcript is spliced from 10 exons. The record is from RefSeq and is a predicted model, not a curated record. Gene Ontology annotation, biological process: sodium ion transport; transmembrane transport.